This is a messenger RNA of Aspergillus steynii IBT 23096, 1128 nucleotides long. RefSeq lists its product as uncharacterized. Bases 107 to 853 code for a protein of 248 amino acids. The record is from RefSeq and is a predicted model, not a curated record. Lineage: Eukaryota; Fungi; Ascomycota; Eurotiomycetes; Eurotiales; Aspergillaceae. The transcript has a single exon.
UCGCUAUCGCUUAGGACUGCUUUUUCUCCCUCCCCCUCCCUGCCAUGAUAAUCUAUUUUCUAAUCUGUUCGUUAAUUGUUAGUUGUACGCUGUAAUAAUCGUGCAUAUGACCACCCCCUCUUUGGAAUGGGGAUAUGCAAAGGGGUGGAAAAGGGUAAAAAAAAAUAAUGCCUCAUCGAACACGCGGAUAAUAAUUUCCCAUCCAUGGUUGAGCCGCUACCACUCUUUUUCGACCCUUUUGAUGGAGCCAUGGGAAAUCGAUCUAUAUGGGACUCCUUUGAUUGAACUCCAUCCUCGAUGCGAGUCAUGCCGAAUUUCUCCGGUCGAUAUCUUGAUCGAGGAUCCCCAGGGAGGAUUCUUUAGGGAUGUCUUGACCCAAAAAAACACACGCUGGGCGUGGAAUGCGUGCACUGUAUGGUCCGAUCGUCCCUCCGUAGGAGGUGAACUUUCGUCAAUGCCCAGAUGUUAUCCGCCGAAACCCUGUCACGGCGAAACGCUGCAUGAUCGCCCCAACCUCCUCUCCCCCUCUCCUCCCCAUAGAAAUCUGGCGAGGCUCUUGCACACGUGUGGUCGGAUGUUUCAUCAAACACCCCCUGGCCCCAUGAGUAUCGUGGCGUGGCAUGGUAUGGGCGCAAUUGUGACUCGACAGGGUGGGGGGAACAGGCAUGUGUCCUGCCUAAGAACGCCCGACGAAUCCAUUCAGCAGCUGCUAGUAAAUCGUCCGUGGCUUCUAAGUCGCCCGGCUGGGAUGAUCCUAAAGCGGAUCAUGCAUGGUUUGGACGCUCUAAGUAGGGGGUUGAAUCCUGUUGUUAAUUAUUGUCCGCGUUGGGGUUUCCUGUUGCGUCCAAGAUAGGGGGUGAAGGAAUGCACGUUGUUGGCCGCGUGGUAGGCGGGCUCCCUUUUUCUUUCCUCCACUAGCUCCUGGCCUGGGUGAUCAUAUAGGAUCGACUGGUAUACUCGCCGGCCUUCCGUAGCAUAUACUGCCGUGAAGAGCCGAUGAUAAAAUGAUAGCGGGGGUGACGAGCCCAGACAGGAACAAUACGCAUUGUCACCGGCUUUACUGGCGCACUGUUCAACGGGUGGGGAGUGGGAUGUCUGUCAAGUUGUCAACGUGAGUCAAGUAUAGAC